This is a messenger RNA of Cyprinus carpio (common carp), 2503 nucleotides long. It is a transcript of the gene cyp1d1, whose product is annotated as cytochrome P450, family 1, subfamily D, polypeptide 1. The record is from RefSeq and is a predicted model, not a curated record. NCBI's taxonomy places the organism in Eukaryota, Metazoa, Chordata, Actinopteri, Cypriniformes, Cyprinidae. Gene Ontology annotation, molecular function: iron ion binding; oxidoreductase activity, acting on paired donors, with incorporation or reduction of molecular oxygen, reduced flavin or flavoprotein as one donor, and incorporation of one atom of oxygen; steroid 17-alpha-monooxygenase activity. Gene Ontology annotation, biological process: progesterone metabolic process; hormone biosynthetic process.
GAAUCGUAAAUCGGUCGUCUCGACGCCCCUCGUGUUCUCUUCUGCUUCUGAGAUUCAGUCUGUGGUUGCAGUCAUUGAGGCUCGCAGCCAUUUUUCAGCUGGUGAAACUUUUUCUCAAGUAUUUUAUUGCGAACACGGGAUCUGUCAGUAGUGGUCUCAAAGUCAUUUGCAGUGUCUGCCAUGUAUCUUGAGGAGAUCUCCCACACGACUGGAGUGACUUUGUUCCUCUGUGCCUUCGCUCUGCUUUUGCUGCUUCUCCACGGUCGACGGAGAGAACCAGGCUGUUCCUUGCCCCCAGGUCCCACACCUUGGCCUCUAGUGGGAAACCUUUUCCAGAUGGGGGAACAGAUCCAUUUGUCAUUAACAAACCUGAGGGUUCAGUAUGGAGAUGUGUUCCAGAUGAAACUGGGUUCUCUUGUAGUGGUCGUUUUGAGCGGCUAUUCUACCAUCAAGGAGGCUUUGGUACGUAAAGGAGAGGUGUUUGCUGGACGUCCUGACUUCUUUACCUUUUCUGCAGUUGCUAAUGGCACCAGUAUGACGUUUAGUGAGAAGUAUGGAGAAGCUUGGGUGCUUCACAAAAAGAUCUGCAGAAACGCCCUGAAGACCUUCUCCCAAGCUGAGUCGCGAGACUCAAGCGCUUCUUGUCUUUUGGAGGAACGUAUCUGUGCGGAGGCCGUAGAUAUGAUGGAGGCUCUGAAGAAACAAGCAGAUGAGGUUGGAGAUUCAGGGCUCGACCCAGUUAAGUUGCUAGUGACUUCAGUUGCCAAUGUGGUUUGCACUCUGUGUUUUGGGAAGCGGUACGCCCAUGACGAUAAAGAGUUCCUCACCAUCGUCAACAUCAAUAAUGAAGUGCUGCGCCUCUUUGCUGCAGGGAAUCUGGCGGACUUUUUCCCCAUUUUCCGCUACCUGCCCAGUCCGUCUCUGAGAAAGCUGCUCCAGUACAUUGACAGAAUGAACAACUUCAUGGAGCGCAACAUCAGUGAACAUCUCAUCACCUUUGAUAGGAACUGUAUCCGGGACAUUACUGAUGCCCUAAUAGCAAUGUGUGAGGACAGGCAGGAGGACGAGGAAACAGCCAUGCUCAGCAACUCGCAGAUCAUCCACAGUGUCAUUGACAUCUUCGGAGCGGGUUUUGACACUAUCAUCACCGGUUUGCAGUGGAGCCUUUUAUACCUGAUCAAGUUUCCAGACAUCCAGGCUAAAAUCCUUCAGGAGAUAGAAAACCAGGUUGGUAUGAACAGGCUACCACAGUUUAAAGACAAGCCAAACAUGCCGUACACAGAAGCUUUCAUAUAUGAAGUGUUCCGUCAUGCAUCCUAUAUGCCUUUCACCAUACCUCACUGUACAACUGAUAACGUUACACUAAAUGGAUACUUCAUUCCCAAAGACACAUGUGUGUUCAUCAACCAAUAUCAAGUCAAUCAUGACAUAGAUAUUUGGGGUGAUGCUGAGGCUUUCCGACCUGAACGUUUCCUUACCCUGUCUGGCCAUCUAAACAAAAACCUGACUGAGAAGGUAAUGAUAUUUGGUAUUGGAAUACGCCGCUGCCUUGGUGACAGCUUUGCCCGUCUGGAGAUGUUUGUGUUCUUAACCACCCUGCUGCAUCGGCUGCACAUUCAGAAUGUUCCAGGGCAGGAGCUUGACCUGAGCUCUACAUUUGCCCUCACCAUGAAGCCCAGGCCCUUCCGAAUAAAAAUCUCAACUCGUAACUAAGCUAUUGCACCUCAGAAUGAUUGCCAAAAUCAUAGAACGAAGCUAAUGUUGGGCAUCACUGAACCACAAAGCUAAUUAACCACUAGUCUUUAUUUCUCAUGUGGUCUAUUCAGCUCAACUGUUACUUGAAUAUUUGCUAUUGCACACAAUUGUGUAUUUUAAGCAUGUCCUUGCAUUAUUUGUGAUAAUACAUUAUAGCUAAGCAUUUAAGUUACUAGCACAGAUAUUUGAAGGCAUCAUUUAAAUGACACUGAAGGUUUGAAGAGGCCUUUCUGUUGAAAAGCUGCUUUGUGUUAAACUGAAUCAUCAGUGUGAGAGAAUCAGAAUUAAUGGUGUUGGUGAUUUUGCAUUAAUGAACAAAUCUUUUUAAUAAUUAAUAAAAUUCAGUUUAAUAUCAAUUUACUAUAAAAUAUUAUAGUCUCAAAUUAUAUUUACUGUGAAGUUGUCAUAUUACUGAACUCUGUUAACUGUCUUAUUUGUAACAUCAAGGAAUGUAAUAGAAUAUAGGACAAAAUUUGCAUUUAACACUUGUUUCAUUUUUCAAGUUUGUGAAGAGAGCGGACUGUUUCAGAUCUGUUUGUUUCUUACAAUAAUGCAUAAGCUGGUAUUGAUGAAGGAACAUUUAAAGGUUUGGGGUUUUUAAAGAAAUGUAUUAUUUUUAUUUAGCAAUAAUGCAUUAGAUUGCUCAAAAAGGGACAGUCAAGAUUUGUACAUUGUUAGAAAAAGCUAUUUCAAAUAAAUGCAACUGUUUUAACAUUGAUAAUAAUAAAAAAAAUUCUUCAGCAGCAAA